AACUGACAGAAAUCACGUGAUGGCAUGUCAUGUGACUUCUGCCUCCACAGCUCGUCUUCCACAAACACCAGCCGAGCGAGGACACGAUGAAUACACUGCUGACCUUCUCCCUCACCUUGUUGCUCAGCUCGUUGGCUUGGAGUGGAUAUCUGGAAAGUGACCAAGAUGUCUUAAUACCAGACGGCUGGACUAAUUUGGGCCGGGUAAACCCCGCAGAGGACCUGAAGCUGACCUUUGCCCUAAAGCAGCAAAACAUUGACCUGUUGGAGGAAAUACUCAAACGGGUGUCGGACCCUGACUCGGCCCAAAAUGGUAAGCACCUCACCCUGGAGGAGGUCUCUUCCCUUGUGCGUCCGACCGAACUGACCCAGAAGGUGGUGCGCCGCUGGCUGAAGAGUCACGGGGUUACAAACUGCCUGACUGUUCGCACUCAGGACUUUUUACAGUGCAACAUGACUGCAGAGGUUGCAGAGACACUGCUUCCUGGUAGCAGGUUCCACCGGUACAUCAGGGAUGGACACUCUUUGAUAAGGUCUUCAUCACCGUACUCCGUUCACGAUGAUGUUCAGCAGCACCUGGACUUUGUUGGAGGGCUUCACCGACUCCCUCCUACUGGUCAGGACCUCCGCAAAGCCUCACCGAACAGGAAGCAGAAACGUUCUACGGCAGGGCUGCACCUAGGGGUGACUCCCCCCAUCUUGAGGGCCCGCUACAACCUCACAACAGCUGAUGUGGGGACAGCUCAGAAUAACAGCCAGGCUGUAGCUCAGUUCCUGGAGCAGUACUACAGCCCUGCAGACCUGGCCGAGUUCAUGGGCAUGUACGGCAGGAGCUUCACGCAUCUCUCUAAGGUGGACCGCGUGGUGGGCACGCAGGGAGGAGGAAAGGCCGGCAUCGAGGCCAGCCUGGAUGUAGAGUACAUCAUGAGCACAGGGGCAAACAUCUCCACUUGGGUCUUCACCAAUCAAGGUCGUCAUGAGUCCCAGGAGCCUUUCCUCCAGUGGAUGGUCCUGCUCAGCAACAUGUCCGACGUGCCCUGGGUUCACACCAUCAGCUACGGAGAUGACGAAGACAGCUUGUCUACGGCAUACAUGAUGCGCAUCAGUACAGAGUUUAUGAAGGCCGGCGUCAGGGGAAUCUCUUUGCUCUUUGCCUCUGGGGACAGUGGUGCAGGCUGCAAACAUUUGGGUAAAGACCAAAACUCCUUCAGGCCGAGUUUUCCUGCAUCAAGCCCUUAUGUGACCACAGUAGGGGGAACGUCGUUCAAGAACCCAUUUAAGGUCACAUACGAAGUUACAGAUUACAUCAGCGGAGGAGGCUUCAGCAACGUCUUCAAAAUGCCAGACUACCAGGCCAGUGCAGUAGAGGGCUACCUGAAGACUGUAGCAGCAACCCUUCCUCCUCAGGCAUAUUUCAACACCAGCGGUAGGGCCUAUCCAGACAUGGCCGCCCUGUCAGACAACUACUGGGUGGUCAUCAACAGAGUGCCUGUCCCCUGGGUGUCGGGAACCUCCGCCUCAACACCUGUGGUUGGAGGCAUGCUGUCUCUCAUCAAUGACCAGCGGCUGCUGAAGGGCCGUCCCGUCCUGGGCUUCCUCAACCCUCGCCUCUACAAGCUCAAAGGACAAGCUCUGUUUGAUGUGACUGAGGGCUGUCACCUGAGCUGUUUGGACGAACAGGUUCAGGGUAAAGGCUUCUGUGCUGCACCGUCGUGGGAUCCUGUUACAGGAUGGGGGACACCGAACUACCCCGAGCUGCUCGCCGCUCUGCUAGCGGAGUGAAACCUUGUGGAUGGGCUCUGCUCUGAGAGCAGCUACGACACACAAGUCCAGAGGGUCGGGUGGUGAGGUUUAUUUUCAGUACAUUUGCAGUCAAAUACUGCGUUAUGCAAGCCUUCAGAAUUAUUUUUAUCAUCGCCUGUAAAGGAUGCUUUUGACUGCUUUUAUCAAUACUUAAAAAGGCUUACAACUUUUUCCUCAAAUAUUUUAGGUCGGGGAUAGUGGUGGCUUGGGAUUUUUAUUGCUUCACUGCAUUUGCUGGAUAAACGUGGUUAACUGCAUAAACAACAUAAGCAUACUAAAAUACACCUCUUAGGUGUACACAGGCCUAUUUGAAUAUGUCUUUAUGGUUCAGCGUUAUGUAAGAUGUCAAUCAAGAAUCUUGGUACCAGAUGCUAUAAUUUUACCAGUUCACCAUACAAUUAGACAGUUCGGUUUGCAGUAAGAGUGAGAUUAUCAAAGUGUGUGGGAUGUUGUUGGUUUAUUUUGCCAUAUUUCUCUGCAGGGAUGAGCUAGUUACAAUGCAGUUAAAUUAUUUGGGGUUGUUUCUACCCAAAAGUUGUGUGGUUGUUUUUUUUUAACCAUUUAAAUCCUCAGAUGGUAAAUAUUUGAUGUCAGAGAAAAUUGGUGUAAUGCAUUGCUUAUGUCCCAUGGUUGUUUAGGAAUGUACCACAUGCUUUUGCAAAUCUAAAGUAUUAUCUACUUGUUUUUUUAAUGAAAUGAAAUGUACCGAUUGCUACAUAUAGAAACAUUGAAGAUUGUAGCUGCCAAAGUGAGCUCUUUAAAUUCUCGCUAGCUUCUUUUUACUUCUGUCAGAAACAAUAAGUGGACAUUUAAAUGACAAUUUAACAGCCGAAAAGAUUCAAUACAAGUGUAUAUUUGCAUUGUGCUGACAAAUAAAACAAGCAACCAGA
Pungitius pungitius (ninespine stickleback) is the source of this 2692-nucleotide messenger RNA. RefSeq names its product tripeptidyl peptidase I (gene tpp1). Bases 87 to 1781 code for a protein of 564 amino acids. The transcript has 13 exons. Lineage: Eukaryota; Metazoa; Chordata; Actinopteri; Perciformes; Gasterosteidae. Gene Ontology annotation, biological process: proteolysis; central nervous system development. The record is from RefSeq and is a predicted model, not a curated record. Gene Ontology annotation, molecular function: tripeptidyl-peptidase activity; serine-type endopeptidase activity.